ACCAGCUACCGACUAGCCAUGCUCACUGCACGCUCCCUGCACUCGACUGUCGCCUCGGCAGCGCGCACCGCCGCACGCUCCACCCUCACCUCCCACCUCGUCCGCCCAUCCUCAUCACUCGCCAGCUCGACCUCGACCCGCCAACUCGAUGCAUGGCCUCGAUCGAGCGCAGGACUGCUCCACAGCAAGCCUCUGAGCACUACUGCCACCCGCCGCAGCGCAGAAGACAUGACCAACAUCAUCUACUCGACCCCGAACGACCCCGUCUCGAUCACGUCCCUGUCGCCCAAAGCCGGAUUCACCCUCUCGGACGGCAUGGUCGUCCCCUCGCCCAUCCUCCUCAUCGACGGCCAGUGCUUCCUGUGGGACGUCGCCCACCCGACCAACGAGGGCAAGGACCCGCGCGGCUUCGAGUGGGACGGCUGGACCGUCGACAAGGUCAAGGUGUUUGAGGCCCUGAGCCCGCGGCCAGAGAUCCUCCUCGUCGGGACGGGCACGGCGACCCAGUUCGCGCCGCCCCAGUUCAAGAAGUACCUCAACAGCCUCGGGAUCCAGGUCGACGUCCUCGAUUCUCGCAACGCGGCGUCGACGUACAACCUGCUGCAGGAAGAAGGGCGCCGAGUCGCGGCGGCGCUGUACCCGGUGUCGCUCCUCUCGGCGCGGACAGGCCUCACGGCCUGAGGCGCUCGCUGCAACAUGGACGACGUGCGCAUAUUU
Molecule: messenger RNA, 717 nt
Organism: Rhodotorula graminis WP1
Lineage: Eukaryota; Fungi; Basidiomycota; Microbotryomycetes; Sporidiobolales; Sporidiobolaceae
Exons: 4
Coding region: 19-681 (220 amino acids)
Biological process (GO): mitochondrial respiratory chain complex I assembly
Cellular component (GO): mitochondrial inner membrane
Source: RefSeq, a predicted model, not a curated record